ACAUUGAACCGAGCUCGCACGUAGUGCAAUACCUGGGCCCCUCGCGCAAAGAGAACACAUUGAAACAGAUGCAAAAGCAGCAACUCUGCUAAAGCUGUGGUUAAAGCUUCUCAUCAUCAACCGCUGCUUAGCGAGCGCGCGCCUGUGUGCACACGUCGGGCUGAUCUCAGGAUUAACCCUCGCCAGACCUCUCUCUCUCUCUCUCUCUCUCUCUCUCUCUCUCCGCCCUUCACCCAGUAACGCCCCCGGACCACAUGGAUGAGCCAUGUGUACGCGAAAAGGUCUAUAAACAUCGCAUGCACAAGCGCGUGUUUUCAUUUAUGUGAGCACCUGGCGCUUAAGGUCAUGCAGGCGCUUUGUCUCCUCCACUCAUUCUGCUGGUGUGAAACGAUCCCACAAACGACUCCUCUCGAGCUGCUACUGCAAUCGUCAGUCGGGCCGCCCUGGUAAAAAAAAAAAAAAAAAUCGACGAGCUACGUAGAAAAUAAAGGGAUCUUUUCAUUUCGAUGCCCAGAUGGCGGACUGGACCUGAUUCGGGCCGCCACCUCCUCGUCUGAGCGGUGCAACGCCAAGCUGUGCGAGUUCCCCAAACACGAAAAGCAAGGAAAGGAAAUGGAUUUCCAUUGAAGUGAGAUGAAGAAUCGCACCGACAGUGAGGAGGAAGGAAGCGGAGUCAGCGAAGCGUCAACGAGUCGACAGCGAGAGCAGCCUGACCCGAGUGGACGUAGACUCACAGAAGACAGACAGAGAGGACAGUUGACCAUCCAGCCACUAAACAGAGGAAGGAAGGAGAGAGAGAGAGAGAGAGACACACACAGAGGGUGAGACAGCAGAGGGGGAAGAAAAGGACACAUUCGCGUCAGGGGAUUCUGAGUGGAAUGAACCUGCCAUGAUGCAACAGAUGUGCCAGACCCCGCGCCCAGGGGACGAAGGAGGGCGUGUCAGGCUAUCGGCCAACCGCAGAAGAAGCCCCGAUAGGUUUAUUUCCAUAUCUAGUUCAGGGACUUUUCCUCUGAAGAGCUUCAUGCAUUACUGACACUCUGCCCAUGUGGUUGUAGUUUUUGUGCUUACCUCCUUCACUCUUGCUUCCGGGGGAGGGGGGGAAGGAGGGAGAGGAGUCUUUUACGUUUUCCUGAUUACCUAUCACGGGAUGUUGGUGUCGUUUCAUGACAGCUGCCAUGGAGAUGGACGGGUUUCUCUAGCGGGCCGUUUCGUACACAACCUCCAGAUGUUGUGCCGGGUGCAGGUUGGACACGGACAGGCACAGAGGUUCUGUGCGACUCAGCUUCCUACUUCGGGCCGCUUGACAACUUCCCGGCAGGAAGUGUAAAACUUCCCAUUUCUGUGAAACCUCUUCCUCUGCAUUCUGGCACUACUUGACCCUGUGAGUUAGUCAAGACUCUGGUCCUCCGGGCAGAAAAAAAAAAAAAAAACUAAACAUGCGGCACAUCCACGUGGAGUUGGCCCACAAGAAGGCUCCAUUAGAGCUUCCAGCCCAGGAGGGGGACCUGCCUCCACCCACAGCCCCAACACAUGGCCUCGAUCCUGGUGUCAGACCGGGGGCCCCCAGGCACUUUGGCCAGGAGGAGUUGCGCCUCCAAAAGGUCUACCAGCUCUCCAUUUUCUCCCAGUUAGGGGGAUUUACUACCUCCACAGAAACCCACACUGAUACCCAACAGAGGCCCGUCCGGUCGGGCGUGAAAAGGGGGCUGGAGGAGCCACAGUUGACUCAUAAGCGCCCCCACUUGGGGGACUUUGCAGACAAUGAGGCGUUGGAGGGAGGGGUUCUGUGUGGGCCAGCCCCGGCUCCAGGUGUCGGUGUGGGGAUGGCGGUGGGCCCUGCUGGGCCCGGCCCCGUAUACUCUUGCACACAGAUUGAGCACAGAGACUCCGAGGGGGGCCUGUCACCCAGGUCCCCCCCCCUCUCCCCGAGCCACAACCCCUCCCGACGCCCGACUCAGCACAACCACGACAGGCCCAUUCCGGACGUGUUCGCUCCUCUCUCACCCAAGUCACCGCCGAUGUCCGACCAGCACGGACCUCUCUUUGACCGGGGCCAUUCCCUCGGUAGCUCGGCCCGGGCCGAGCCCCCCCCCGGCGGGGGCCACGCCCCCGCCUAUUCACUAGGCGGCCCGGCGGCGGAGAGCUGCGGCAACGGCUCGUCCGGCGGCCAGCCCAGCCCCCACUUGCACGAAAUGUCCACCUAUGAGACUCCCAACCCCGCGAGCCCCACCAGCCCUCCGGGCCCCUUCUCGCCCCCACACCACACGGAACUGCUGGAGCCGGGGGAGGCCACCGAAUGGGAAGUCGGGCUCGAAUCCUCCCCACCUGAGCGAAGUGCCACGCAGGCUGCCUCCUCCUCCUCCUCCUCAUCCUCAUCCGGCGGCGGCGGCCUGGCUUCCUGCGAGAAAACCCCAAGCAGCAAUGGCCACCGUCCACCCCCCGGAGGCCACUGGCCAGCCAAAAAGCGCCUGUUGCCCCCCAGCGACACGGGGGAGUCGUGCUCAGAAGAUGAGGGUCCCUCCACAUCCAAGAGAAGCAGGCUGUCGCUGCUGGCCCCGGGACUCGGCCCCGCCUCGUGCCGCAGCACCGACGCUAAGGCUGCUCCUUACUGGAACCACCUGCUGCCCUCCAAAUGGGACCGGCCCAAGACGUCCACAGACUGCACGAGGUCCGAAAGACGACUCAAGAGCGCGCUGCGACUGAAAAGCCGUCAGCUGCGCAGCGGCCGCUCCACGCGCUCCAGCCGGCCCUCGUCCUCCAUCAGCAGAUCCCUGCUCGGAAACUUUGAGGAAUCUAUCCUGAAGGGACGAUUCUCCCCGUCCGGACAGAUCGAGGGCUUCACGGCGGAGAUCGGUGCGAGCGGCUCCUACUGUCCGCAGCACGUCACCCUGCCGGUGCAGGUCACCUACUACGACAUCUCAGAGCACAGCGCGCCCUCCCCCUUCCUGGGGGUGAUAUGUCUCGAGCCUCUCGGAAAGAAAGGAUACAGCAUUCCCAAAGCAGGGACCAUUCAAGUGACCUUAUUUAACCCCAACAAAACUGUGGUGAAGAUGUUCCUGGUGACCUACAACUUCAGCGACAUGCCCGUCAAUCACAUGACCUUCCUGCGCCACCGUAUCUUCCUGAUGCCCGUGGAGGAGGCCGUGGAGGGGACGGACGAGGCGUCUCCAGGUGGCAGAGUGCCUGACCGGAAGAAGAUUCUCUGCUACCUGAUGCAUCUCAGAUUCCAGAGCUCCAAGUCUGGGAAGAUCUACUUGCACAACGACAUCCGGCUGCUAUUCUCCCGCAAAUCCAUCGAAGUGGACACGGGGAUCCCUUAUGAGCUGAAAUCUUUCACCGAGGUGCCAAGAAACCCUAAAUACUCCCCCCGCGUGUGACCCCCCCCCCCCCAGCUUGACCCUUUGACCCUCCCAGACAGACAGACAGACAGACAGACUGCUGGAGUGAUGGACACACAACUCGAUGAGACUCGAUGAGACAUGCCACACGCACACCAGACACGCGUGCACAUAUGAUACAGUGUUGUAGUAAAUGUGCUCCCUUUUUUGUGCUUUUGUUGACAUGGCAAAAAAAAAAAAAAACCUGGCAUUCCUUGUAACUUCCAUUCGUCGACAAUUUUUAAAAAAGAAUUUAGAAAACUUGGUGUAAGAGCAGUUUGGCUCACAUGCAGUCAAAAGCAGGACGUUUACUACACUUGUAUCGCUACAUUAAAAUGAACAAAAGAACCGCAGACACGCGCACACACACAGCACAUCCCACACUCUGAGUUCAGUGUUAACAUGCAUGCCUUGUGACUUAAACACCUGGAUUUUCCUCUAGUGCCGUAUCACACUGUCCUUCACUCUGCCUGCAGCUCCAACCGCCUCAACGGACCAAUGAUUGAAAUCUGACAAAAGUCCACAAACGGACAGCAUGUCCCCCUUUUUAAAAGAAAAAAUAUAUAUAUAUAUAUAUUUAAAGUGAAGAAAAAUAAAAUUACCCUCCCCCACUUCUCCCCAACUCGCACGCUUUCUGAGCAGCAGCAAGGAGGUGAGCAGAGACACAAACACUAGUGGGUUGGGUGUGUUGUCAUUUGACAUUGGAUCUAAAAACAAUGGUGCGAUUUGACAAAAAACUCAGGACACUUAUUGAAGAAAACAUUUCUCUUCGUACAAUUUCACAUAUGGUGGUACAGACGGCCGCGUACGCUUCAGCAAGGAGGGUCGUACCACGUCACCCAGAGCAGGGGAAUCCACUUGGUUUUCAUGUAGUCAGACUGAGGGACACUGUGCUGUUUUUUUUUUUUUCAGUUUUUCUUUUUAGAUUCUGAACAGUCUGAUGUUGGAAGAGAAAAUGGAGGAGAAAAAAAAUAUAAACAACCUGUAGUAUUUUUAAUUUAUGUUUUUUUUCUUUUUU
Molecule: messenger RNA, 4398 nt
Organism: Pungitius pungitius (ninespine stickleback)
Lineage: Eukaryota; Metazoa; Chordata; Actinopteri; Perciformes; Gasterosteidae
Gene: atosb
Product: atos homolog protein B
Exons: 11
Coding region: 1440-3380 (646 amino acids)
Source: RefSeq, a predicted model, not a curated record